AUGACCAUGAAGUGGGGAGGCAUAGGGGAGUGGAAAGGGCAAGGAGGAGGAGGAGGAGGAGGAAGAGGAGGGAGCAACCCGCCGCCACCAGCAGACCAGACCACUUUGAAAGGCGCACAACGACCUUACAGACCCAAGCUCGAACCAGGCCAGUGUCCCAAGGACCUCGAGUUCCUGCGUCGCCCCGAGUUUGGCUUAACCGAUAACAUCCUCUACUCGCGCCGCUGCAUCAAACCCAUCUACAAGGCCGAUUUCGACCGCAGCACCAUCACCAACGUCGCCGGGCCGCUCGUCACCAACACCACCGCCCUCGAUCUCACCUCGUGCUCCCACGAUGAGCCCAUCCCCUGCGAGCCGCUUGCCCUCGAGGUGCCUAUGCCCUACCCCAAGGACGCCCAGUACCCGCACCUGCUUUUUGGCGUCGCCUCCAAGUAUCAGCGCAUGCGCGAAGCCAUUCCAGCCUUUGCCCACUGGCUAGCCGGCACGGGCGCCCGUCUGGUCGGCACCAUCGCCGACGCCGUACCUCCCGAGCACCAAGACGACAGCACCCGAAACUCGUUCAACCUUACCUUACUCGAAGAGGAAUACCGCGCCGCAGGCAUCAUCGCCACAUUCGUCCCUCCCAAGGUCUUCAAGCGUCUCAACCUCAAAGACGGCAAACCCGACCCUCGUCCCGUGCCCGUCGAGCACCACCACUUUCUCGUCAUCAAGGAACUCCUCUCCGUCAUCGACUCGUCCCAGUCAUCCCAGCCUCCGCACUGGCUCGCCAUCCUAGACGACGACACCUUCUUCCCCUCCCUUUCCCCCCUCUCCCAAACCCUUUCGCGAUACGACCACACCCGCCCGGCCUGGCUCGGCGCUCUAUCCGAUGACUUCAUGGCCGUGCAAGCCUGGGGCUUCAUGGCCUUUGGCGGCGCCGGCUCCUUUUUGUCUUUGCCCCUAGCGCGACAACUGGCGCCCCACUUGGAGCAAUGCAUCACCACUGCCUCGGUCCAAACCGGCGACGGAAUCCUGCGGGAUUGCAUCUACUCGCACACACGAACCCGACUGACGCUGGUGGAGGGGCUGAAUCAGCAUGAUAUCAAGGGGGACCCCUCAGGUUUCUUUGAGAGCGGCAUCUGGCCGGUGCUGAGUCUGCAUCAUUGGAAGAGUUGGUACCACGCGCCGGUGGCCAAGAUGGCGAGGGUGGCCAAGGAGGUUUGUGGAGAUUGUUUUUUAAUGAGGGUUCGGUUCGGAACUGGUUCUUCUUCUUCUAAAGACAACAAGAAAAGGAAAGAGGAGGAAAGUCUGCUGAGUCUGGGGUAUUCGAUUACGCAAUAUCCUGGCCUUGCCAAUGGGCUCGACGAUAUUGACCUCUCAAGGGUGGAGGGAACGUGGAAGGAGGCGGAACGGAAGGAGAAGUUUGCGUUUAGUUAUGGUCCGGUCAGGGGGAGGUUGCAGGUGGGCAAGGAGAAGAAGAGUUGGAGAUUGGUGGAUGUUGAUGUUGGGGAGGAGGAUUCAUCAUCAUCGUCAAAGCCACCAACACAGUCUACGGCCACCAAGAAAGAGGGCGGAGGGGCAAAGGAAGGCAGAGCAUGGAUAUCACCCAGGAAGGGUAAGAAGAGGUUCAGACAGAUUUAUGUGCACAAAGCUGCUGGACCGGCGGUGGGCGAGAGCAUGGAUGAGGUGAUUGAGUUGGUUUGGGAGGUUUGAGGUAUCUCACCUCUACAACAUUUAGAAGGGCUGUACAUUUUCAGUUUUUGGGGGCUACGCAUUAAAGGGGGGAUUUCAAUUCAUUAAGCCGGCUGGCUUGGCAUCAUUGGGUUGGUUGGGAAUGGCGGCAUUGGGUAUGCCAAACGGCUACAUCAUAUCAUGGAAGGCGGCGUUCGACGGAUUGUUUGUUUCAGUGUAAAUGUUAGACAACUCCUUGUAGAUGGGUUGAUGACCCAGAAAUGGUCUUUUCGAGAGUUGAUAGUCAAGACUAACGUUACAUCAAGAUUCAAGGAGCUCACCACUGCAUAUGUAUGAAAUGUUCUCUAACUCGUGAUGCACUGAAGAAGUUCGAACUUGCAUCGCCUGCGUCACAGGUACAGCCAACAGGAGAACCCGUCCGUCUCGCUCUCUUCCCACACUUUUCCCUCCUUAGUCUGAUCCUCGGUCCUAGGCAGAAAAAGGACCAGGACCGAUUCCUGACCCCAUUCCACCACGG
This is a messenger RNA of Neurospora tetrasperma FGSC 2508, 2188 nucleotides long. RefSeq lists its product as uncharacterized. The record is from RefSeq and is a predicted model, not a curated record. Gene Ontology annotation, molecular function: acetylglucosaminyltransferase activity. Lineage: Eukaryota; Fungi; Ascomycota; Sordariomycetes; Sordariales; Sordariaceae. Bases 1 to 1692 code for a protein of 563 amino acids. The transcript has 2 exons.